CUUGUGUUCCCUCUCUCGCUGUGUCUCUCUCUGUCAAAAUCUAUUUAAAAAAAAAUGGCAAACAUUACCCCCAAAUGUUAUAAGGGGCCCUCAUAUACCCAUCACCCAAACUUGGUUCUUUUAACUAAGUCGCAAACCCAUAGCAAGCCUCACCUCUCAGAAAUUUUUUGGCAGUCUGUGGUUUAUACAUAAUCUAUUAAGGAAGCCCCAUCUCUCUCUCAUUGCAUUAAUUGCUCCACCCACUUGGCACUAUCCAAUGAGUGCCUCUUGACAAUUCUUUACGGACUAUUAUUUGAGAACCUAUAGCCCACUUGAAACUGUAAUAAGGGCCUUUACAAACAUUAAUUAUAGUGAAUAUUUACUUUGGACUUAACCACGUGCAGGCCUUUGCUAAGGGCUUUAUGUGCAUUAUCUCUUUUAAUCCUAUGAGACUGAUGAUUUGAUCAUUUUACAAGUGAAAAAAAACAGGCAUAGAGAUUAAUAAAAUUGUUCAAGAUCUAACAAAUAGUGGAGUUAGGGUUUGCACUCUGCCUAACUCUGCCUAACACCAGUAUCUAUCCUCCAACCUUUACUGAUACAACCUCUUCCUUCUGGUAAUAAAUGUUGAGUGAAUGAGCUCGUGUCAGUGAACUUUUCUCAGGGGUGUUCAGAUUGUUUCCCUAAUUACAAAUUUCAGCGAGGCCUCCCAUUCACCAGGCCCCAGCACCUGGGGGCCUGUCCUAAAGAACUUACCAGGCUGUGUACUGCAAGGAUUUGUUUUGUUUACACAACUAGUUUGUUUUUUUUUUUUUUUUUACUGCUCUCAAGGCCAGCGACUGUCAUUCAUUUUUAUGUCUCUAGGGCUUAGCUGGGCAAACAGCUGGGACUCACAACAGUUUGCUGGGUGAAUGAAUGAAAAGAAUCAGUUCACCUCUCUUCAGAUAUCUGUGCAACAGAGCAGAUAUCCAGCACAGAUAUGUGUUGAAACACCACAGGCUUAUACCUAGAGGGCUCAGCUCUCAUAAUUCCUGAGACCCUGGACAUGCCAGGGUAUAUUAUGGAGUGAUGGCAUCUAGAAGAGGGGGAGGAAGGCCCAAACACUGUAGGUAAUCCAGGCUUGGGUUGGAAAACAAGGUUGAAGUUACUCAUUAGCAGGUGAAAGGGUCAAGGGUCGAGGCAAGGGGGCUGGAAGCAGAGUGGACUGAAUAACUAGCAGGGGGAGAAAGAGCAGUUAAGGCACCAGCCACUUCACGAAGAGCACCAGCUCCCUCCUGCCUGAAGAUGGUCCACCAAAUAUGGGCAGCUCUGCUCUACCUCUGUGGUAUUCUCCUUAACGCCAUCUACCAGUGCCCUGAGUACAGUCAGCUGACAACUCAGGGAGUGGAUGGGAAAGAGUUCCCAGAGCCACACCUGGGCAGGUGGUACUUUAUCGCAGGGGCAGCUCCCACCAAGGAGGAGUUGGUGACUUUUGACCCUGUGGACAACAUUGUCUUCAACAUGGCUACAGGCUCUGCGCCCAUGAAGCUCCAGCUUCGUGCUACCAUCCGCAUGAAAAAUGGGCUCUGUGUGCCCCGGAAAUGGAUCUACCACCUGACUGAGGGGAGCACAGAUCUCAGAACUGAAGGCCGCCCUGACAUGAAGACCAAGCUCUUCUCCAGCUCAUGCCCAGGUGGAAUCAUGCUGAAAGAGUCAGGCCAGGGUUACCAGCGCUUCCUCCUCUACAAUCGCUCACCACACCCUCCUGAGAAGUGCGUGGAGGAAUUCCAGUCCCUGACCUCCUGCCUGGAUUUCAAGGCCUUCUUACGGACUCCCAGGAAUCAAGAGGCCUGCGAGCUGUCCAGUAACUGACCUGUGGCUUCAUCUGUGCCCCAGAUGGAUAUGGUGGGAGCUGCAAUUGUGCUGGGGGGAGGAGAAGCUGGAGACUCCCAACUCCAAGAGUAAUAAAGAUGAUUUUUCAAUCCUCA
This is a messenger RNA of Zalophus californianus (California sea lion), 1943 nucleotides long. It is a transcript of the gene APOM, whose product is annotated as apolipoprotein M. Gene Ontology annotation, biological process: high-density lipoprotein particle clearance; high-density lipoprotein particle remodeling; high-density lipoprotein particle assembly. The record is from RefSeq and is a predicted model, not a curated record. Lineage: Eukaryota; Metazoa; Chordata; Mammalia; Carnivora; Otariidae. Bases 1261 to 1827 code for a protein of 188 amino acids. Gene Ontology annotation, cellular component: low-density lipoprotein particle; very-low-density lipoprotein particle; high-density lipoprotein particle. Gene Ontology annotation, molecular function: phospholipid binding; lipid carrier activity. The transcript has 6 exons.